GUCUGUUUUAACAACAUGUGGGAACUUCAAUGGUGGCAGGACUGAAAAGGAUUGAUCAUCUCAAGGACUUCACGGAUCGGACUCAGUACAAAUAGAGCAUGUCUGAAUCUCAGCCGGACUGGCGGUGAUCACAGCGGUCACAAAAUGGUCAAAAGUGUCAUGGUAGCUUAUGCCCUGUGGGCAGUGGGUGGCCUUUUUGGUGUUCACCAUCUAUAUUUAGGGCGAGACAGUCACGCCCUUCUAUGGAUGCUAACGCUGGGAGGUUUCGGCAUUGGCUGGAUCAGAGAGCUUUUACGUAUUCCGGCAUAUGUGGGUAAAGCCAAUCAAGAGGCCGGGAAGGAGAGAAGAAGACCCUCCACCAUAGCCCCUCCACCAGUAAACCCAGUUCGAGUCGCUGGCCAGGUGUGUGUUGGGAUCUACUUUGGAACUGUGGCACUGAUUGGACUGAGCUCCCUCGGUUUUUUCUACUUGCUUGUUCUUCCUUUAUGUGUGGGUGCAGGGGUGCAUCUGGUGUCCACUGUUGGCCAGGAGACCUCUGAUCUCCAAAAAACACUCACAGCUAGUCUCAUAACUUCCCCCAUAUUCUAUGGCAGCACUUUAUCCCCACUGCCAAUUAGUCUGGCAGCCAGUGUCACUGCCACGCAGCAUCGAAAGUACAAGAAACCUCAGGCAGGCGGGAGCCCACGGGAACUCGGUCCACGGCUUUGCAGAUUGUGUCUCGCAUGGCUGGCUUUCUCGACUCCGUUGGCAUAUUGUGUUUUCCAUAAUACCACUGCCACAUUGUAUUACCUGUCUGACUGUGUGGUCGCGCUGCUGGAUUUUUUUUGGUUCCUCCCUUGGCUCAGGAGUGCGGUGGAGUACGUUGUGUUCAUGCCCUAUCGCUUCAUGUGCGCCUUGACCGGAAGAGGCUAUUAUGAGGAGGUCUGGAAGAGGAUGCUGGAAAUACUCCUCAAAGACUAUACUGAGCAGGAAAAGGAGGCGCUGAAGGUUUUGUCACUGGGAGCAGAGGCUUCUUUUGAAGAGAUAUCUCGUGGCUACAGGGAGCUUGUCAAGAUGUGGCACCCCGACCACAACCCAAGCAAGAAUGCUGAGGACACGUUUGUUAAGAUUCAUGAGGCGUAUGAGAUUCUUCUACGGCGGUACAGGCCCCACCGUUUCAAAUAAUUCCUCAGUAAAAUGACACAAAGAAGCACAAAUCAAUCCUAAAAUUCUGUCAACUUGCCAUUCUUACCUGACAUCAUUUGACUUGUCAAGGAAUAUUCCAUUUCUGUCUUACUGGUCUCUACACUGAGUUGAUCUGUCAUUGGAACAAAAUUCAAUCAAUUUAAACAGCUUUAUUUACAGAUUCAAGGUCCAGGCAUUUGACAAAUAGUCAAUGAGCCUUUCGUUUGAAUUAUUUGUGCGGCAGAUACAUUUGUAGCUUACACUAGAUUUCGUAG
This is a messenger RNA of Syngnathoides biaculeatus (alligator pipefish), 1439 nucleotides long. It is a transcript of the gene dnajc22, whose product is annotated as DnaJ (Hsp40) homolog, subfamily C, member 22. The record is from RefSeq and is a predicted model, not a curated record. Bases 145 to 1164 code for a protein of 339 amino acids. Gene Ontology annotation, biological process: endocytosis. Lineage: Eukaryota; Metazoa; Chordata; Actinopteri; Syngnathiformes; Syngnathidae. Gene Ontology annotation, cellular component: early endosome; plasma membrane. The transcript is spliced from 4 exons.